AUUCUGAAAACAACUAGCAAUUGCUGUACUUCAAUAUGAUUUCAUUUAUUUCGUGUUAAUGUAUACAAACUAUUGCUCAUAACUUUUCACUACAUCAAUUAUUUUUUCCAAAAAAAUGACUUUAUGGCCAUUAAAACACCUAUUAUAGGUACUUCGUGAAAAUGAAGUACAUCGAAUCGUGUGACCUCACGCGGCUGUGCCUCGUCGAUCGCCGCACUCGUUUCUCGAGUUUCGGGUGUCGGGUCGCGGUUGAUUGUUUGCUUCUUGUUUGGAGUAAAAUAGAAAGACACAAUGGCGGGAGGAAUGAGCCGUGCCAAAAACUUGGCAAAACUUCAAGAUGAAGAGAAAGAGGGAAAGCUUGGAUAUGUAUUCGCCGUUUCCGGACCUGUGGUCACGGCUGAGAACAUGUCCGGCUCGGCUAUGUUUGAGCUGGUGCGUGUCGGCUACUACGAGCUGGUCGGAGAGAUUAUCCGACUCGAGGGCGACAUGGCCACCAUUCAGGUGUACGAGGACACCUCUGGUGUGACCGUGGGCGACCCCGUGCUGCGUACUGGCAAACCGCUCUCGGUGGAGCUCGGACCAGGCAUCAUGGGCUCCAUCUUUGACGGUAUCCAGCGUCCACUGCAGGAGAUUAACCAGCUCACACAGAGUAUCUACAUCCCUAAGGGUAUCAACACGCCCGCGCUUAGUCGCACGGCCGAGUGGGACUUCCAGCCGGGAGUGCUGAAGGUGGGCAGCCACGUGACCGGCGGCGACGUGUACGGUAUGCUGCACGAGAACACGCUCAUCAAGCACAAGAUGAUGCUGCCGCCGCGCGCCAAGGGCACGGUGACGUACAUCGCCCAGGCGGGCCACUACACGGUCGAUGACGUGGUGCUGGAGACGGAGUUUGAGGGCGAGCGGACCAAGCACACACUGCUGCAGGUGUGGCCCGUGCGUCAGCCGCGGCCCGUCAACGAGAAGCUGCCGGCCAACCACCCGCUGCUGACCGGACAGCGCGUGCUCGACGCACUCUUCCCCUGUGUGCAGGGCGGUACCACGGCCAUCCCCGGCGCCUUCGGCUGCGGCAAGACUGUCAUCUCUCAGUCGCUGUCCAAGUACUCCAACUCGGACGUCAUCGUCUACGUCGGCUGUGGAGAGCGAGGAAAUGAGAUGUCGGAGGUACUGCGUGACUUCCCGGAGCUGACUGUCGAGAUCGGCGGUCAGACCGAGUCGAUCAUGAAGCGUACGGCGCUGGUGGCCAACACCUCCAACAUGCCCGUGGCCGCCCGAGAGGCCUCCAUCUACACGGGCAUCACGCUCUCCGAGUACUUCCGCGACAUGGGAUACAACGUCUCCAUGAUGGCUGACUCGACGUCGCGCUGGGCCGAGGCGCUGCGUGAGAUCUCCGGUCGUCUGGCUGAGAUGCCGGCCGACUCGGGCUACCCGGCCUACCUGGGUGCCCGGCUGGCCAGCUUCUACGAGCGCGCCGGCCGCGUCAACUGCCUCGGAAACCCGAACCGCGAGGGCUCCGUGUCGAUUGUGGGCGCCGUGUCGCCGCCCGGCGGAGAUUUCUCCGAUCCGGUCACCUCGGCCACCCUGGGUAUCGUCCAGGUGUUCUGGGGUCUGGACAAGAAGCUGGCGCAGCGCAAACACUUCCCCUCCAUCAACUGGCUCAUCUCGUACAGUAAGUACAUCCGCGCGCUGGACGACUUCUACGAGAAGAACUUCCAGGAGUUCACCGCCCUGCGGACCAAGGUCAAGGAGAUCCUGCAGGAGGAGGAGGACCUCUCGGAAAUUGUCCAGCUCGUCGGCAAGGCGUCGCUGGCCGAGACGGACAAGAUCACCCUGGAGGUGGCCAAACUGCUCAAGGAUGACUUCCUGCAGCAGAACGGUUACACGCCCUACGAUCGGUUCUGUCCGUUCUACAAGACGGUGGGCAUGCUGAAGAACAUGAUCGCCUUCUACGAGCUGGCCCGCCACGCGGUGGAGUCGACGGCGCAGGCCGACAACAAGAUCACCUGGAACGUCAUCAGGGAGACCAUGUCGCAGACCAUGUACCAGCUCUCCUCCAUGAAGUUCAAGGACCCCGUCAAGGACGGUGAGGCGAAGAUCAAGGCAGACUUCGAGGCGCUACACGAAGAGAUGCAGCAGGCUUUCAGGAAUCUGGAGGACUAGGCUCCAGAGUCGGUAUGCAGGAGCGUGGGCACGUGUCGGGCACACGGCCGCUGUACAUUCCACCGGCCCGGGCCGGGGCGGCCACCCAGUCCCCGCCGCCCGGCCGCCCUAAUCAUGUGCGUGUAUAGUUGAUGUGCGCCGCGCACGGCCAGCUAGGAUCAGUUGUAUAUUCUAUUGCCGCGGCGCCUGCCUCGUAUCGGUGCCAUCGAAUAGUUGGGCCGCCCGGCUGUUUGUUGAGCUGCCCCCGCGCAGCUGCAGACGGCGGCGGGCCCGAGGCGCCGUGACGAAAUCGUUUCAGACGUUAUUAUUUUCUCGGCCGCUGCGCCGAGGGUCGACACAAUGUACAGAGUGUGUUUGUCCCGUAUGUGAGAGCGUAGUGAGCCAGGUUAUCCGUAUAUACCUAUAUCGUCCGUAGCCAGUGGCGGUGGGCCGGCGUCGCUCGGCGCCGCGCCGCGCCGCGCCGCGCGUGUGGAGGGAAUCGGGAGCGACAGAGUGAUUAUCGGGUGCAGAGACGUGUGAGCGAGAGCCACAUUCCACCGCGCGCCACGCCGGACAUGUGAGCCUGUGACCAGUGUCAAAUGAAAUAAAAUGUCGCGCAAUACGUA
Messenger RNA from Amphibalanus amphitrite, 2762 nucleotides. Its product is annotated as V-type proton ATPase catalytic subunit A. Gene Ontology annotation, biological process: proton transmembrane transport; ATP metabolic process. Gene Ontology annotation, cellular component: lysosomal membrane; proton-transporting V-type ATPase, V1 domain. The transcript has 12 exons. Gene Ontology annotation, molecular function: ATP hydrolysis activity; ATP binding; proton-transporting ATPase activity, rotational mechanism. Lineage: Eukaryota; Metazoa; Arthropoda; Thecostraca; Balanomorpha; Balanidae. The record is from RefSeq and is a predicted model, not a curated record. Bases 292 to 2157 code for a protein of 621 amino acids.